Messenger RNA from Entrophospora candida, 657 nucleotides. The record is from the annotation of a GenBank genome assembly. NCBI's taxonomy places the organism in Eukaryota, Fungi, Glomeromycota, Glomeromycetes, Entrophosporales, Entrophosporaceae.
AUGUUCGAUAUUAACGAAGAUAACAACACAACACCUAUAAACACUUCUCUCACUUAUGGACUGUAUGGAUCAAUCACACAUGAUGAAGCACCAAUAUAUAAUUAUAACGUUAACAAUAAAUAUAAAGAUGAUGAUGACACAACACCAAUAAACAACGAUGACACAGCAUCCAUAAACAGUCCCACAUAUGAACCAUACGAGCCAACUAUAAAUGAUGUUAAACUAAUAAUUAAUGAAAAUGAAAAAGUUCAUGCAAACUUGAAGCAAAUACAAAAUCACCAAUCAGUUUCAGCUUUUUAUCCUUUUACUGUUUACGAUUCUUUUAAAAAUGAUGAUUUACUAUAUUCGUCCAUUGAAUCUGAUGACUAUAUCAAUAAUAUUUCACGUUGUAAAAAAGAUCCAACUUUACAAAAAUGUGGACAUCCUAAACAUGAUGAAUAUAAAGGUCAUCUUAAAAAUACAAUUGGUGCAUUUAUUAGAUUACCAAAAAGACUAGAAGCAUGCCUGAAUAUUGAUAGAGGAACUUUGAUGUGUGGAAGAUGCAUCUAUCGAACUGAUAGAGAUCCUGAGUAUACUUCUCACAAGAAAUACAUUUCUCGUCGUUCUAUAAGAAAAAAAUGUCUACUUGUUAGAUUGAACAUUGAUAUGAAUUUUUAA